AUGGACGUCCCUGAAGGGCAGGUACAAGACAACUCAUACGUGACCGGCACAAAAAGUAACCAACCAAUUCCGGUCCAGAGCGACAACGCUAGGGUGGAGGAUCCCAUAGAUACUAAAAAGGCAGACACUGAUGAACAGCUGGAGCAAGACGAUAAAGAAGCCAUUGACAAGUCGAAUAUGAUGAAGAACAGAACCAGAGGGGCAAAGCCUAGAGAAACAUAUAAGGAACCAAGUGACGAGCAAGGCUUAGGUGAAUAG
Molecule: messenger RNA, 258 nt
Organism: Metarhizium acridum CQMa 102
Lineage: Eukaryota; Fungi; Ascomycota; Sordariomycetes; Hypocreales; Clavicipitaceae
Source: RefSeq, a predicted model, not a curated record